This is a messenger RNA of Balearica regulorum gibbericeps (East African grey crowned-crane), 553 nucleotides long. It is a transcript of the gene CST7, whose product is annotated as cystatin F. Gene Ontology annotation, molecular function: cysteine-type endopeptidase inhibitor activity. The record is from RefSeq and is a predicted model, not a curated record. Gene Ontology annotation, cellular component: late endosome; lysosome; Golgi apparatus. NCBI's taxonomy places the organism in Eukaryota, Metazoa, Chordata, Aves, Gruiformes, Gruidae. Gene Ontology annotation, biological process: immune response; negative regulation of microglial cell activation; positive regulation of myelination.
CGGUCACUCCUCUUGUUUGCUCCUCUUCUGAAGUGGUGGAGAUGGCAAUGAACUUCGCCUGCAGCUUCGCCGCACUUUGCUGUUUAGCACUCUGGAGCUUCACCAGAACUUCAAGUGCUACAUAUGUACCACCACCUCAUUCGACCAUGAAGCCUGGCUUCCCUGUCCCAAUGAACACAGACAACCCUGGUGUUCGCAAAGCAGCUCGCUUUGGGGUUUACAGAUACAACAACAGUUCCAAUGACCUCUUUCUGUUUAAGGAAUCACAAAUAAACAAAGCCAUGGUACAGAUUGUCAGAGGGCUGAAAUACAUGCUCCAUGUGGAAAUUGGACGCACAGUGUGUGAGAAGAGGGAGCACUCCAGCCUGGACAGCUGUCACUUCCAGAGGAAAAAAAACCUGCAAAAGAUGCUGAGAUGUUAUUUUGAGGUCUGGAUAAUGCCUUGGUUACAUAAAGCAUAUGUCCCCAUUGCUCUCUGUCACUGACUCAUGCUUCCCCAUGGGAGCCUGACUUCCAGCGGAUCUGCCACUAUGAGUUUUUCCUUGCCUGGACU